UUUUCUUCAAACAGUUGGCCCCCCAACGGUCAUAUUCAAGAAUUACGAACAGUAUCGAGGUACGAUAAGGUCCUUUCCCCGCCACUCACCAAGAAACCAAGAACUGACUGCUUAACCAAAGCCCUCUCUCUCUCUCUCUCACUCGAACACGAAUACACACACAAAAAAUAUGGCGUUGAGGUCAGUACCAUCGCCUUUUGCGACUGGUUGUUCAAGAACCCACUUCAGAAACCUGUUUUUCUUGAACUCAAAAUCAAGAUUUCUCGAGAAUCAAUGGCAGUCAAGAGAUAUGUUGUUUUCUGGGAGGAGGAGAGUAGGAGGAAGAAUGGUGAAGGCGUGUGUGAAGUUGGAAGAGAAAAAUGCACCAGAAACUGGCAACGAAUGGGGGAAGGUUUCGGCGGUGUUGUUUGAUAUGGAUGGAGUGCUGUGUAACAGCGAAGAGCUAUCGAGAUUGGCAGGUGUAGAUGUUUUUAAGGAAAUGGGAGUUGAAGUCACAGUUCAAGAUUUUGUGCCUUUCAUGGGCACAGGUGAAGCCAACUUUUUAGGAGGUGUUGCUUCAGUAAAGGGUGUGAAAGGAUUUAAUCCUGAGACAGCAAAGAAGAGAUUUUUUGAAAUAUACCUGGAUAAGUAUGCGAAACCAGAUUCUGGGAUAGGUUUCCCUGGUGCCUAUGAACUUAUAGUACAGUGUAAAAACAAAGGCCUCAAGGUUGCUGUUGCAUCUAGUGCUGAUCGUAUCAAGGUUGAUGCCAAUUUAGGAGCUGCUGGUUUGCAGCUCUCUAUGUUUGAUGCCAUUGUGUCUGCGGAUGCAUUUGAAAACUUGAAACCUGCUCCUGACAUUUUCUUAGCUGCAUCAAGAAUUUUGGAUGUGCCAACAAGUGAGUGUGUUGUGAUUGAAGAUGCAUUAGCUGGAGUGCAAGCUGCAAAAUCAGCUAACAUGAGAUGCAUUGCUGUAACAACGACAUUAGCAGAAGAUACUCUACAAGCAGCUGGUCCAUCACUUAUUAGAAAGGAGAUAGGAGAUAUUUCCCUUGAUGAUAUUCUCAAUGGUGGCUCUGGUUACCAUAAUCCAGAGAAGCAGCCUUCUCAAUCUAUUAGUGCCUCUGUACAAAGUCUGCCCAAUUCAUACAGUAAAGAAAUUAGUUCAUUUCAGGAUAAAGAUUCUGUGGGAGAUGCAGUCUUCUCAAUGGAAGGGUUUCAGGGUUCUCGGCGGGAUAUUUUGAGGUACGGAAGUUUGGGAAUUGCUGUUUCUUGCCUUCUCUUCACCGUGACAAACUGGAAGGCCAUGCAAUAUGCAUCUCCGAAAGCCAUCUGGAAUUUGCUUCUUGGGGCUAGCAGCCCUCCCUUUGGACCGAAAGAAGAAGAAUCACGUAAUGAGAGAAUCCAGCAGUUUGUGAACUACAUCUCUGAUUUGGAGAAAAGGGGAACUGCAACAACUGUGCCAGAGUUUCCAUCUAAACUUGACUGGCUAAACACAGCUCCUCUUCAGCUGCGGAGGGACUUGAAAGGAAAAGUGGUUCUUCUCGAUUUCUGGACCUACUGCUGUAUAAACUGCAUGCAUGUUCUGCCGGACCUAGAGUUUCUUGAGAAGAAGUAUAAAGAUAAGCCUUUUGUUGUUGUAGGAGUGCAUUCGGCAAAGUUUGAUAACGAGAAAGAUCUGGAGGCCAUUCGCAAUGCGGUUUUACGCUAUGGAAUAUCUCAUCCAGUCGUCAAUGAUGGUGAUAUGUAUUUAUGGCGAGAAUUGGGUGUAAGUUCAUGGCCUACAUUUGCCCUUGUUGGACCAAAUGGCAAGCUUAUAGCACAAGUAGCUGGUGAAGGUCGCCGAAAGGAUCUUGAUGAUUUGGUCAAGGCAGCACUAAUAUAUUAUGGUGGAAAGCAAAUAUUGGAUAGCACACCUAUUCCGUUGAAUUUGGAGAAAGACAAUGAUCCUCGAUUAUUGACAUCCCCUUUGAAAUUUCCUGGUAAGCUGGAGGUUGAUGUCCUCAACAACCGACUGUUCAUUUCUGACAGCAAUCACAACCGCAUAGUAGUAACUGACCUUGAUGGUAACUUCAAAAUGCAAAUUGGGAGCACUGGGGAAGAGGGUUUCCGUGAUGGUAAUUUUGAUGAUGCCAUGUUCAACCGCCCACAGGGACUUGCUUACAACCCGAAGAAGAACCUCCUAUAUGUGGCUGACACUGAAAAUCAUGCUCUAAGGGUGGUUGAUUUUGUUGAUGAGUCUGUGCGGACCCUUGCUGGAAACGGAACCAAAGGUUCUGACUACCAAGGAGGAGGAUCAGGAACAACUCAGCUCCUCAAUUCGCCCUGGGAUGUCUGCUUUGAGCCUGUAAACGAAAUUGUUUAUAUUGCAAUGGCUGGGCAGCAUCAGAUCUGGAAACAUAAUACAUUAGAUGGAACUACCAGAGCUUUCAGUGGUGAUGGCUAUGAAAGAAAUUUGAAUGGUGCCAGUUCUGCGAGCACUUCAUUUGCGCAACCUUCUGGAAUUACUUUGUCACCUGAUUUAAAGGAAGCAUAUAUUGCUGAUAGUGAGAGUAGCUCUAUUCGGGCACUUGACUUAAGGACAGGGGGAUCGAGACUACUCGCUGGUGGUGAUCCAAUUUUCUCUGACAAUUUAUUUAAGUUCGGAGACCAUGAUGGAGUAGGUUCUGAAGUUCUUCUUCAACAUCCUUUAGGAGUCUUUUGCGGAAAUGAUGGUCAAAUUUAUAUGGCGGAUUCAUACAAUCACAAGAUUAAGAAGCUGGAUUUAGCGAGUAGGAGAGUUACCACGUUGGCAGGUAUUGGAAAGGCUGGAUUCAAGGAUGGAUCAGCCCUGGAGGCCCAGCUUUCAGAGCCUUCUGGACUUGUUGAAGCUGGAAAUGGAAGAAUAUUCAUAGCAGAUACGAAUAACAGCAUAAUAAGGGUUUUAGACCUGAACAACGGAGAACCAAGGCUUCUUACUUUGGAGUUGAAAGGUGUCCAACCUCCAGUUCCAAAAUCAAAAUCUUUGAGGCGCCUUAGAAGGAGAUCUGCAGCUGACACAGAGACCAUAGUCAUCGAUGGUGGUUCAUCCAAUGAAGGCAAACUAUGUCUGAAGAUAUCAGUACCAGAAGGGUACCAUUUGUCAAAGGAAGCACAAAGUAAAUUCAGUGUGGAAUUUGAACCAGAAAAUGCCGCAUUAGUUGAUCCUGUCGAUGGAACUAUCAGCACGGAAGGAUCUGCAGUCAUACAGUUCAAAAGAUCCUCUCCUUCAUCUUCUAAAAGUAGAAUUUACUGCAAGGUAUACUAUUGCAAGGAAGAUGAGGUUUGUUUGUAUCAGCCUUUGAUGUUUGAAGUAUCUUUCCAAGAGGCCAUCCCGGAUGCUGCCCCAGCAGAGAUAUCACUGCCAUACGUCGUGAAACCUAAAUCGCCUACAUACAAUUCGCAAAGUCCACUCCCUCGCUGACUCCCAAUAAGGUACACUCAUCUUUGCUCCAUUAGCAAAAUACUAAAUGCAAGCAGACAGUAAUAUGUGAUCACCGAUGUUGUAAUUAUUCUUGUUCAAAGGUUGCCGGCUUAGGAACAGCAUAUGUGUUCCAUUGUUCUUGUGCAUCCUCAAAUUAAGUGUCGCUCAUUGUUUUAGUAGCAUAUUUUACAUUUGCUGACAAAGAAAACCGAAUGAACCUCGCUGAGGUUUACCUAUGUAAAAAGUUGACAGAAGCACAUUAGCUGAUGAAUCAUUCAUAUGGUAAUAACCUGAACUACUGAAUUUCACUGUUA
Messenger RNA from Sesamum indicum (sesame), 3732 nucleotides. RefSeq names its product haloacid dehalogenase-like hydrolase family protein. NCBI's taxonomy places the organism in Eukaryota, Viridiplantae, Streptophyta, Magnoliopsida, Lamiales, Pedaliaceae. The record is from RefSeq and is a predicted model, not a curated record. Gene Ontology annotation, molecular function: protein binding.